This is a messenger RNA of Schizosaccharomyces octosporus yFS286, 2571 nucleotides long. Its product is annotated as WDR44 family WD repeat protein. The transcript has a single exon. The record is from RefSeq and is a predicted model, not a curated record. The coding region runs from base 338 to 2137 and encodes 599 amino acids. NCBI's taxonomy places the organism in Eukaryota, Fungi, Ascomycota, Schizosaccharomycetes, Schizosaccharomycetales, Schizosaccharomycetaceae. Gene Ontology annotation, molecular function: protein binding.
CAAUAAAUCUGCGAUCAUUAAACGUAAAUAAUAAAUACCAACAGGUCUUGAUUGACUUUUUUCUUUAUAAAAAAAAAGCGAAAAAAUAUUGCCGGUAGCAUUCAAUUGACUUUGGCACUUUUUUUUUAGUGCUUGAGUGCUUUCUCAACAAGUUUUAGCACAAUUCCAUUAGGACUCAUAAACUUGGUCUAUUCAUUCGGGGGUUUCUUCUUUUUUAUUUAUUUUUUUCUUUUUCGCUUGUUAUAUAAUCCAUUUCGUUCGUGAAAAUCCCCAUCUAAGCCAGAAAAGACUUUUACAACUCUAUCUUAAAAAAAGUCCGCUUUAUGUGGAUUUCAAAAUGGAAGUUUUAUUGCAGGAUGGCCAAUUUAAGGAACGUAUGUUAGGUGACCCAUGGCAAACAAGUGCAUCAUCACCUCGGAACCCUGAAGGAAGUGUUAGAAAACCAAGCCCGGUGAAUGUAAAAAGACUUCCUAAACGACCUGUUCCACCAAAUCCGACAAUAAUCCCACGAAAUCAAAACGAGACAAUUUCAAUGGAUACAGUUUUAAAUGAAAACUCCUCAAGUACCUCGUCUCCACUUAACUAUCAAUCAGAAAAUGAAUCGAAUUCAGAUGUAGCCGACGACUUAAGUCUGGCCGAAACAACUAUAAACUCAUCUUCCUCUACAGCCGCAGAAGCAGUAGAGGAAAAUGAACAGCCGAUAAACGAUGACGAAGAGAGUAUUCAAUACCUAUACCCGAAACAUAACAAUAACCCUGUUUUAAGCCGAGAUCAUUUACGGUAUGUCCCAAUUCAUAGAAAACGAAUGCCCAAAAAUGAGAUGACCUUGAAUCGAAAACUUUUUGUCUCUCAGGUGAUUAAUACCGGUUGUACAGAAGCAUCGCAUGAGAAGAAGCUUUUUGGAAAGCGACUUCAUAGAUGCGAUCCAGCAGACUGUAAGAGCUCUCUCUGGGCUUCUGAAAUAAGUUCGAGCGGAAAAUACCUAGCCACCGCCGGAAAGGAUUCCGUUAUUCGAGUAUGGAAGGUCAUUGAGAAUAAGAAAGAUCGAAACCAUUAUUUUCAUGAAGAAAUCUCAAAAAAAAGUUCAUAUUUUACUGGCUUCAGUGUAUUUGAACCAAAUCCCGUUUUAAGCUGCUAUGGUCAUAAAGCUGAAGUACUUUCUAUCUCUUGGAGCAAAAACGAUUUUUUGCUAACUGCAUCAAGCGAUCGCACUGUUCGACUUUGGCACCCUAUGUUGGAUAGAUGUUUAGCCUUCUUUCAACACAAUGAGAUUGUAACAUGCGUUUCGUUUCAUCCUACAGACGACCGAUUCUUUGUAUCAGGAACAUUGGAUCAUCGGAUCCACCUGUGGUCCGUUUUGGAGCAGAAGAUCUUGCAUUGGAAUCAAUUAGAAUAUCCAAUUUCCACCAUAUGUUUUCAACCGGAUGGCCAACGCAUCAUCGUAGGGCUGUUUUAUGGAAUGUGCGUUCUAUAUGAUGUGGAUCAACUUCGCUAUAUUUCUUCAUGGCUCAUUCAUCGAUCAUCCUCAAGAAAUAGAAAGAGUAAAAUCACCGGAUUGCAAUGCACCAAUGCCAUACCCGGAGAUGUCAAUUCCAAGACUUAUGUUUUGGUUUCUACCGACGAUACUUCAGUUCGAAUUUUCGACGUUGAAAAUAGAUGUAUGAUUUUAAAACUCGGUGAAGAACACCGUGCACAUGGCCAAAUACUCUCUCGCUUGAAUGAAGACAACUCCUAUAUCAUUAGCAAAACCGGCUCUAACGAAGUUAUGUUAUGGCAUCUUCCGUACAAAUUUUUUUCUUCGACACAUAAACGAAGAGGCAUUGUUCGUCAUUUGCCAAUUGAAACUUUUCGAAUUUGUACAGAGAGGCUCACAUCGGCGAUCAUUGCUCCAGCAAGUACAGCUUUGGAGGUUAGUCAAUCGGAAGGAUACGUUUGCCCUGAGAGAGACUGGAAAAAACCACUGUCUAAGAACUCAGAGAAGACCUUCGGUGGAAAAUCAUUGGAAAUUAUUAUCGUCAGCAAUAUGGCAGGAAAAGUCAUUGUUCUAAGACGUGAUGGCCUGCGCGAAAAAAAUAAGUCUUUCUAUAAAGGAUCUGCAAAGUUUCGAAACUUUGUUCAUGACUGGUUGCAUAUCUGAUUUCUCAUUUUACUUCUUUGUUUAUAUUAUGUACUAUUACGCUUAUACCUUCUUUUCUAAAAUGUUUAUUUAUUUAUUUUUUUAAUAACAAAAAACGAAAUGAUACAAAAGAAAUAAUAUUGUUUAAUUCCAAAAUACUACACCUGAGUGAGCCGUAACAAGUUGUGCAUGACGAGGAUUAAAUCGAACUAUAGAAGGCACUUCAGGGCAAUCUACUUUUUUUGUCAAAGGUAUACAGCUAUGUGGAUUUGAGGGAACCGUAUUCUUGACUUCUGCCAUUAGUUCAUGCAUAUUCCAAGUGUCUGAAUAUUGACUUGAUUUCAUCUCAGGUAUUUCGUAGAUUGCUAAAUGCUUUUCGUCGUUGGCAGAAAAUAAAUACUUACUAUCUGGGGACAUACAAGCCGAAGAAUAAAAAGAAAGAUUUUUAGUAGCAC